This is a messenger RNA of Hydra vulgaris (swiftwater hydra), 3447 nucleotides long. RefSeq lists its product as uncharacterized. The record is from RefSeq and is a predicted model, not a curated record. Lineage: Eukaryota; Metazoa; Cnidaria; Hydrozoa; Anthoathecata; Hydridae.
AUUCUUUAGAAAAACUUUUUUUUUCAAUAUACUAGGGACCCGUCAAAUUUUUAAGGGUCUGAGCUACCCCUAAAAAUAUUUUUUGUUCAAAAUAAUUUUAAAUCUAGUGUUUUAGUAUUAUAUAGAACAAAUUAAAGAGGUCAGAGCAGGUUUUUCUCAAAAAAUUUGUUUUAAGAGCCACCCUAAUAGAUAUACAUUUACAGACUUUUUUGCUUUCUUAAAUCCAUACGUUUUUUUUGAAAAAGAAAAGAAGAAAAAAAAAAAAAAGGAUAAUAAAAAAAUGACUGCUGUCCCAACCUAAACUCUUAGUUGAUGUAGCAGCACUCCCUCACGGUUUGUAAAUUUAGGACCCUAAUAUCAAUGAAAUACCCUAUGAAAACCCUUUUAAGGGGGGAUAGUACAUGCCAAUGGGAGUCUAUAUUGAGUUGUUUUGAAAUCGGGGAUUAACAUCAAAAAGAAUUAUUUGAUCAUGAAGGUUUUUUAAAAGGGUUGAUUUAUGAGCCAAAUUAAGCUGCCUAUUAAUGGUUCUAAACUUUCUCCCUUAAUUUUUUUUAUAAAAUAAAGAUUGUAGCCCAUGAAACGUAAAAUGUUUAUUAUUUUAUUCAUUUUUUUUUAAAUAAUUCUUUAUUGAGCGUUUUGAUCAGUGCAAGCGUAAAAUCGAACUUUCGAAACUAACGAAAAGAGUAAACAAAUAUAUUCUGGAAAAAGGCAGUACACUUUAAGAUAGUUUUUGAAGGAAAACAUAUUUUUUUGUGAACAAAUAUUUAAGAAUUUAAAGAUGCCUACAUUUGCCAAAAACCAUGAAGAAUGUAGAAAAUCUGUUUGUGUUAUCUGUAUGAAGAAAGGUGAUCAAGUAUUGACUGAAAACUUCAAAGCUAAAAUUCUUCAACAAAUUCAGAAAGAAAUUAACUUCAAUGAUGACAGAGUACUAUUGGCGACCUGCAUCUCCUGCAGAUCUCACAUUGGAAAGCUGUGUGAUGGUAAAACAAAUGUUGUGCCUCAGAUUUAUGACUUUGAAUCAAUUUCGAUCAAGCCUCUCACUUGUUUUUCUACAGUCUGUGAGUGCUUGAUUUGUAAGAUUGCCAAACUCAAGGGAAAAGAAAGGCAUCCAUUAAGCAAGGUUCAAGAUUCAGCACCAAAAGUUCCCCAACAAUCUUCGCAAAAUGCAGAAAAGCAUUGUACUAAGUACUUGUCAGUUAUUGGUCGUGGGCUUCCUCGCUACUGCACUCCUGGAACACGCCAUGAAAAUUUGAGAAGAAUGGCUGCCUCUGAUCCCAUUGGUGCAGAGCAAGUUGCAGCAACAGUUUUGGCAUCAAAAAGUGCAUCUCCUCAUGGCACGAUCAGACUCAGUCAACCUUGUGGAAAGUUAUUGCCAUUGAGAAAAGGACCUUCAUCAGCACAGCAACUUUUCAAAGAGCCUCUCACAACGCAGAAUAUGGUUCAAAUUCAGAAGAAUAUAGGACUUUCAAACAAUGGGAUGAGAAAACUGGGAUCGGCACUAAAUCAAAUCAGUCCUAUCAGAUUGGUGGAGCCAAGUUUUCAGCAAAAAUUCGCUCAAGCAGGCCAAAAACUUUGUGAUCACUUCACUGUGAGCAGCAUCACUCUUGCUGAAAACAAUCAAAUAUCCCAAGUUGUGCAUUGUCAAAACCUCAGUAGUCUUAGUGAUAUCUUCUUAGCAUCAAGAAAGAUGACAGAUUCUGCAAUUUUGAAACUAGGGAUUGAUGGUGGAGGAUCUUUUUUGAAAGUCAGCUUCACACACAUCAUUGUGGAUGAAGGUGAGACACCGCCACAUAGCCCACUGCAGAAAACAAUCAAGUUGAUGUCUCCACAAACAACUAAAUCAAUAAGUGUCAAGCAGCAACUACUGGUAGCAAUUGCACAAAACACUCCAGAGAACUACCAUAAUGUGAAGGUAAUUUUUGACCUCAUCCAAGUACAAGAGAAAUGUCAGAUGGAUUCUCUGGUCAUAUCAUGUGACCUAAAGUUGGCAAAUAUUCUGUGUGGCAUUCAAUCCCAUAGCAGCAAACACCCAUGUUGUUGGUGUGAUGUUUCGUCUUUAAACCUCCAAAACUGUGGAAGUCCUCGAACUUUUGGCGAGAUUAGGAGACAACAUUUUGAAUUCAUUAACGCAGGAGGAGAUACAAGAAAAUCAAAGGAGUUCAAAAAUGUCAUUCACGUACCAUUGGUUGAUUUUCCUGAUCACAAGCUUGUGCUUGAAGCUAUCCCUCCAAUGGAGCUCUAUUUGUUACUUGGAGUAGUAAACCAUUUGUAUAAAAAUCUUUGCAAAAUUUGGCCAGGGGCCGAGAAAUGGCCAGCUUCACUUCAUAUUCCUAUUCAGCCCUACCAUGGUGGACAUUUCAAUGGGAAUGACUGCAUGAAGCUCUUGAGAGGUUUAGACAAGUUGCAAUUGGUCACAGGAUACAACAAUUUUAGUCAAGCUCAUGACUUCAUGCAAACACUUGCACUAUUUAAGGAUGUGGUCAUUUCUUGCUUUGGCAAUAAUAUGGAUCCUGAUUAUGAAUCGAAGAUCUCCAAGUUCAAACAAAGCUACAUCCGACUACCCAUUUCAGUUACUCCAAAAGUACAUGCAGUGUUUUACCAUGUACCUCAGUUCAUCAAAAUCAAGAAAACAGGAUUGGGUCUCUUCAGUGAGCAGGCAACAGAAGCUCUGCACUCCAAUUUCAAAGUUCAUUGGGAGAGAUACAAACGAGAUUCCUCACAUCCAGACUAUGCCAGCCAACUCCUGAAGUGUGUGAUCGAAUACAACAGCAAGAAAAUCUAGAUCUAAAGAACAGUGUUAAAAAAAUCCUAAGAAUACUCUUAACAGAUUUGUAAUAUUUUAGUGCCUUUAUUUUGUUCCAGAUGAUUCGUCUCUAGAGAGCAUUAUAAUUUUUAAUGGAAUUAUAGAAAUUGUUGUUUAUCUUCUAAAUGCGAUCAAUAAGAAAAUAAAUGAAUAAAAUAAAAAAGCUCCCAAUUUAUGUUUUUAACAUUUUUUGUUUUAUGAUAAAAAAUCAGAAAUGUAUUUUUGUACUACAAAUAGGCUGCCAAAUGUUGCUUAAAAUUCUUAUUUUCUUCAAACCUUCAAGGUAAAAAAUCUCCAUUGGAUGUUAAUGCAGGAUUUCAAAAUCACUCUGUAUGGCCAUCCAUUGUUAUGUACUAUCCCCCCUUAAAAGGGUUUUCAUAGGGUAUUUCAUUGAUAUUAGGGUCCCAAAUUUACAAACCGUGCCCUUGCAUGUUCCACCUUCUACAUAAACACACGUCUAAUUUUUGAAGCACUUUUCUUUAAAGAUGUAUAAUAUUAGGGAUCUUGCUUAAGGGUCUUGAGUUUGAAUUAAAAAAACUUUCUUAAAAUUUUUUUUAUCAAAUUUUUUUUUAUUAUAUAGAACACAUUUAGCAUGUGUGAUAUUAAAUUUUUGUAAAUUUCUGGUUUUUUGAACUACUCUAAAA